Molecule: messenger RNA, 1257 nt
Organism: Periophthalmus magnuspinnatus
Lineage: Eukaryota; Metazoa; Chordata; Actinopteri; Gobiiformes; Gobiidae
Product: relaxin-3 receptor 1-like
Exons: 3
Coding region: 1-1257 (418 amino acids)
Biological process (GO): G protein-coupled receptor signaling pathway; immune response
Cellular component (GO): membrane
Molecular function (GO): G protein-coupled receptor activity
Source: RefSeq, a predicted model, not a curated record
AUGCAGAAUAACAGCAAUGGAUCCGACCUGUUUGGAGAUUACAGCGCGUGCAGGGGGGACGAGGAUGAAGGCGACAUCUCCAAACUGAUCAACCCCACAAACGCAGCGACCAACCUGGGCACACUGAACCUGUCACUCCACUGCUGGCUCCAGAUACUUUCAAAGGAAUCCACCUCAGAUCUAUAUGGAGACAGUGCAAACCUGGCGGUGCGUAUUGUCAUUGCCUCGGUCUACCUGGUGGUGUGCGUGCUGGGGCUUGUGGGAAACCUUUUGGCCUUGUUCUUGCUCCACUCUCGUCGCCGUGGACACCACCACUCCUCCAUUGACAGCUUUGUGAUGAGCCUGGCUCUGACAGACCUCCAGUUUGUGCUAACUCUGCCCUUCUGGGCUGUGGACAUAGUGCUGGACUUUCGCUGGCCCUUUGGCAGAAUCAUGUGUAAGAUAGUGAGCUCAGUAACUACUCUCAACAUGUAUGCAAGUGUCUUUUUCCUCACGGCCAUGAGCAUGACGCGCUACCACUCUCUCAUGACCUCUUUGAAGAUGGAGAGCCCCAGGAUUGCCAUAGCUCGUGCCAAAUGGGCUAGUUUGGCCAUAUGGGUGGUGUCACUGGUGGCUACUCUACCCCAUGCUCUUUAUUCAACAACAGUCCAGGUCUCUGCUGAAGACGAGCUGUGCUUGGUGCGCUUCUCAGACUCAGGGCAGUGGGACCCGCAGGUCUUGCUUGGACUUUAUCAGACACAGAAAGUACUUCUGGGAUUUGUAGUGCCCUUGACCAUCAUCAGUGUGUGCUACCUCCUGCUGCUUCGUUUCAUCCUGAGUCGGCGUGUUGUGGCCAGUGUGACGAAUGGGAAUGUGAUGGAAAAGACCGAGAGUGAGAGGGGGCGGCACCGGAGGCGCUCCAAAGUCACCCGCUCAGUGACCAUCGUGGUGCUAUCCUUUUUCAUCUGCUGGCUCCCCAACCAGGCGCUCACACUGUGGGGCGUGCUCAUUAAGUUUGACUUGGUUCCAUUCAGUAAGGCUUUCUACAACACACAGGCCUAUGCUUUCCCUCUGACUGUGUGUCUGGCUCAUGCCAACAGCUGUCUCAACCCAGUCCUUUACUGCCUCAUCCGCAAGGAGUACCGCGCUGGGCUCAAGGACAUGUUGCUCCGAGUGUCCCGCUCUGUCCACACCAUCCUCACCAGGGCUCUGAGGGGCAGGAGAGUGGAAGGGACUCCCCCAAACUUGGUCAUGGUACGCACAGAAAUGAAUAUGUGA